AGUGAAAUCCUAUUUCUCUCAUUUUCAAGUGCACCAGAGAAGAUCCUAUGGAGAAAGUACCUGUUCCCAACUCAUUGAAUUCUCAUGUAUCAUCUGUACCAAUUUUUAAUGGGCUUAACUUCUCUGAUUGGAAUGAGCAAGUCCAAUUUCACCUCGGUGUUUUGGAUCUUGACCUUGCUAUAUUGGAAGAGAAGCCUGCUACUAUUACUGAUGCUAGUAGCAAUGAACAGAAAGCUCAUUAUAAAGCUUGGGAAAGAUCUAAUAGACUCAGCCUAAUGUUCAUGAGAAUGACUGUUGCAGACAGUAUUAAGGCAGCGCUUCCUAAAACCGAUAGUGCUAAAGAGUUUAUGGGGUUAGUGGGAGAGCGCUCUCAAACAGCUGAUAAGUCUCUUGCUGGGACAUUAAUGAUUUAUUCUAAACUCAUUACCGUCUGA
This is a messenger RNA of Glycine soja, 434 nucleotides long. RefSeq lists its product as uncharacterized. The record is from RefSeq and is a predicted model, not a curated record. Lineage: Eukaryota; Viridiplantae; Streptophyta; Magnoliopsida; Fabales; Fabaceae. The transcript has 3 exons. Bases 48 to 434 code for a protein of 128 amino acids.